AUGUCAGCUUUGGCUAAAGAUAAACUUUUUCCUGCACUGAAGAAAAGGGGGAGUGUAUGUUCCCCAAUUAAUCUUGAGUUCCCACAGAAGGAAGGUUAUUGGCGCUUCAAAAAUUCUGUCAGUUCUGUGUCCCACACGGAUGAGCCCAGCCAGCGUGAUGAAGCCUCUCGCCUGACAGUUCGGAUGGAGAACACCUACCAGUUAGGUCCCACCAAGCAUUUUCCCGUGGCCACUGUCAAUCGGAUUUUGGAAAACGUACUAAAUACCUACCUACAAGGAGCAGAGUAUGACCCAGAGUUCUGCAGACAGACGACAAAGACGAUUUCUGAGGUUAUUAAAGCCCAGGUCAAGGACUUAAUGAUCCCCCGGUAUAAACUCAUCGUGAUGGUGUACAUUGGGCAGCGAGAUGGCCAGAGCAUACAUAUUGGCAGCAGAUGCCUUUGGAAUCCUCAAAGUGACACCGUUUCAUCCUACACUUUCAAAAACUCCACUCUCUUUGCGCUGGCAAAUGUCUACGCCGUUUACUUUGAGUGACUG
Molecule: messenger RNA, 537 nt
Organism: Acomys russatus (golden spiny mouse)
Lineage: Eukaryota; Metazoa; Chordata; Mammalia; Rodentia; Muridae
Gene: Dynlt5
Product: dynein light chain Tctex-type family member 5
Exons: 4
Coding region: 1-534 (177 amino acids)
Biological process (GO): microtubule-based movement
Cellular component (GO): cytoplasm; cytoplasmic dynein complex
Molecular function (GO): dynein intermediate chain binding
Source: RefSeq, a predicted model, not a curated record